Molecule: messenger RNA, 1771 nt
Organism: Ruditapes philippinarum (Manila clam)
Lineage: Eukaryota; Metazoa; Mollusca; Bivalvia; Venerida; Veneridae
Exons: 10
Coding region: 296-1771 (491 amino acids)
Biological process (GO): proton transmembrane transport
Cellular component (GO): plasma membrane
Molecular function (GO): voltage-gated proton channel activity
Source: RefSeq, a predicted model, not a curated record
UACCGUGUUCUAUGUCCUUAAUAUCACCUGAACUCUAAAGUAGACAGAAACAUUUUGGAUCCAUUUCUUGGGUCAGUGCAAAUGUGUCAUAGAAUAGAAAAUUUUGAAACUGGAUUUUAAAACGUUUUGUUCAUAAACGAAGCGCAGAUCUGAAUUCUGCAUAAGAUUAAACGUUAAAAUCAGCUAAUUAACUAUAUACUAAUUAACAUAUAAUUGUUUUAAUUAUACCGAGCAAAUAUUAAAUCUAGUUUAAUUAAAAUAAGUAAUUAAUAUAUUAAUUAAAACGUUUUUUGAAAUGGGAUUAUACAAUCAAAAUUCGUCUCCAAAUUACAAAUACAAUAAUGACUAUAGACGGCGUAGCUCACUGGAUUUUAUUGGAGUAGAUGAAUAUGUUAAAGAUGAGGGUCUUAAAAGACUGGAACUGGGUAGGGAUAGUGUAAUAGAUCCGACAGAUAUUACAGCUAUUUUAAGAAAGAAACAGAAAGAAAGCAAACCAGUGUACAGAGUACGGAAAAGAUUGAAUAUAUUACUGCAUACGCAUAUAGCUCUAAUCACAGUGUGUGUACUCAGUAGUCUGGAUGCCAUCUGUGUUAUAGGGCAGGUCAUUUGUGAUAUCCUCAUAAUGUCAGAGAAAUUGUCAGAUUUUGAUAAACUACACGAACGGUCAAGUGAACUACUUGUAGACGUACUGCCGGGCUACUUUAACAACACGGAUCACACCGCUUGGAGUUUUGAACAGCUCAUAGAUCAUAUUGAGAAGAUUUUUCUAGGUGGCGCUUCCAAUCAUCAUUUAAGUGAGCACGUGCAACAUCAUUCAAAUCAUUCUUUGCACAAGGACAGCAUCCUAUCUUUAAUAUCAAAUUCAUUGUCACAGCCACGGUUAUCACGCUCUGUGCGUUCUUCUGGGGCUGAUGAUCCGACACUAAUGGCAGGUGGUGGUGGUGGUCAUGGAGACGAAGAACACAGUCUGGCGUAUGAAUUUACCCACUCGUUUCAUAUCGGCUCUAUGGCACUACUUUCAGCUCUUCUGUUAGAGACGUUUUUAAAGAUUUUUGCUAUGGGGAAACACUUCUUAAACCAUAAACUUGAAAUAUUUGAUGCAUUUGUUAUCAUGGUAUCAUGGUGUUUAGAUGUGGCAUUCUGGGAAGGUAUCUGGGCACGACCCGGGCAAGAGGGAGCCACCCUGCUCAUGUUUAUAUUACCCUGGAGAGUAAUCAGGAUUGUUAACAGUUUCGUGCUUGUUAUUCAGGAGAAGGACCUGGUACUGUUGAAAGUUGUUAAACAAAGACUCAGGUUUCAGUUAAGAAAGGACAAGGAAUCCACGGCAAAACUUGACAAAUAUAGGCUUGAGGUUAGACAACUGCAGGGACUUUGCAGGAAGUCUGGGGCAGAUGAAAACUCUAUACAAGCAUGCUGUCCAACAGGACGAAGACGGCGUAGUAGUCUAUUUCAGAGUUUGACUAGUCUGGCAUCAGUUGCUUUAGUAAGUGCUAUGGGAUCUUCGCCAAAACUUGGGCCUGAUAAUGUCUCCUCAUCAAGUGAAUCAGAUGGUGAAUUAGAUAAGGAGUUAAAGAAACUACCACGUAUACAGUCGACAGAAAGUGAUAUGAACGUAACGUUUGAUAUUUUUCCCGAGCCUGAAGAUUUUGAACAUGAGAUUAUCGUAAAAGGAAGUCAGAAUAAUGCAUUCACUUUUGACGAAACGGAUAUAAAGAAGUUUGAAAAUAACGAACCGGGAAACAAGAAAGAGGGUUUGUCUACAAAGUUGUAA